CCUCCUCCUCCCUCGCCCGCCUCUUAUUUUUUCUUUUCUCUCCCCCAAAUCUGAUCCCCUCCCACACGCAACACGCGAGGCCGCGUCUAGGGUUAGGGUUCCCCUCCCCUUCGGCCAUGGACGAGCUCGCGGCGGCGUCGGCGGCGGCGAGGAGGAGGUGGGUGCAGUGGGAGGAGGUCGUGGUGUCGAACGACCGGGGGAGGCGCCUCGUGCACUACUACCUCCGGGGAGCGGCCGCGGGCGGCGGAGGAGGGGGAGAGGUGAGGGAGCUUGCGGUGGUGGGGCGGGAGCGGAGCCCGCGGCACAUGUCGUACGUGGUGCAGGGGCGGUUCCUGCGGUCGCUGGCGGCGGCGGGGGUGGGGGUGGGGGUGGGGGUGGGGGCGGGGGUGGGGGCGGUGGUGGCAGUGCCGUCGCCGUCACGGUCGCCGCUGCCGGCUUCCGCGGAGGGCGGGGCGCCGAGGAAAUGGAGGUCGAGGCGGGAGGUCGUGGACUGGCUGUCCUCCCUCGUUUCCGGAUGUAAUUACGGAUCUUCUUCAAUGUCUAAUAGGUUCAAUGAAAAUCCAUAUGAUGACAUUGAGUUCACUGAUGUUGCUGCUUCAAAGGAUGUUUCACAUACAUCAUCAGUAAGGAAUAACUCAAAAGAGUUCACAUGGUUAGGUCCUGCAUGGCUUUGCGAAAAGCGAUGGAAGCACUACAGAUCUUUCUGCCGUAAGGGGAUUACUAUUUCGGUGCAUAAUUUUGUCUACAUCCUGAGUGAGGAAAAGAAGAGGCUCAUCGCCCAAGUGGAGGAUCUGUAUGAAGAUACUAAUUCAACCAACGUUGUCAUGGUACGAUGGUUCGACAAAGUUGAUGAGGUUGGUGUCGAAUUGCCACCUGAUGUUGGUGACAGAGAGAUUUUCUUUUCCCCUGGUCUGCAAGAUCUCAGUGUUGAAUGCAUUGAUGGAUUGGCUGCAGUCCUGAGUGCUCAACACUUCGAGAAGUUCCAGAGUAGUCCAAAACAUAGCUAUUGGCAGCCUUAUAUUUGUCGCCGACAGAUUGAUGAAGAUGGCGUCAAACCUUUUGAUGUAACCCAAUUGCAAGGUUAUUGGAGUCAAGAAGUGCUUAGGACAAUGUUCAAUGCAGCUUCUUCUCUUAAGGUACGUUUCAAGGUCACUAAAGGUGCUUCUAGUUCAGAUGGGGCACAAAAGAGGAAGCGUGAUGCAUUCAGUGAAACCGAUCCACAGCAGUGUGUUCCUUCCGCUGCAUUCGGUUCUGAUAGUCUCAAGAAUGAUUUGGAACAUAAAACUCAAAAGCAGCUAUAUCCUGGUAGCCGUGCUGAAGUCCUAUCACAGGACAGCGGUAUAAGGGGCUGCUGGUUUAGAUGCUUUGUAUUAAAGAGGCGCGGAGACAAAAUCAAGGUGCGAUAUGAAGAUCUUCAGGAUGCUGAUGAGACAGGAAAUCUGGAGGAGUGGGUUUUGCUAACAAGGAUUGCUAAACCUGAUCAGUUGGGUAUACGCAUCCCUGAAAGACCAAUGGUGCGGCCAUAUCAUGUACAUAGCAAGGAUCCAUGCUCUUUCGAUGCUGGUUCCAUUGUUGAUGCAUGGUGGAAUAGUGGGUGGUGGGAGGGGAUUGUAUUGCAGCAGGGAAAUGACAGACGCCUUCAAGUUUAUUUUCCUGGAGAAAAGCAGAUUGCUGAUUUUUGUGAAGAUGAUUUGAGGCAUUCACGUGAGUGGGCUGGUGGCAAAUGGAAUUCCUUGGGGGAAAGAAAAGAUAUCACACACCUGUUGCCCCCCACUUCAGUUCAUGAAGAGGGAGGUUUGCUUAGCAAACCUGUUUCACAAGAAGGCAAUCCCUCUUCAAAAUUAGAAUCUGACAAGAGGUGUGAUGACAAAUCAUUGGGCACCAAGAUUUCACAUGAUCAGAAGCAUCAGAAGCGUGUUCUGGCUGAUCUCACAAAUGCUCUGAAAUUCGAUAACCUGAAAUGGAGGCCAAGAAAGCGGAGCAGAAGAUCUGGUUCCAAAAGGCAGUCAGACACUAGCAGUGGCAGUGGCAGCAGCAGCCAGGGCGACAUGGAGGAGUCCAGCCCCUGCGGAAGUUUUGCAGUGCUUAAUUCAGCGCCCGAUGAAGAAGUAUGCAAGAGCAGUGGAGAACCUCUUUUCAUGAGGGUUUCCAACCUGGUGAUGUCCAGAUGAAGUCACUCCACGACUGACAUGUUUUAGCCUUUUCUUUCCGGAUUUCAACAGCCUUGGCGAGAUGUGAGUUUGAUGCAUCCCCAGGUUAUUUAGUCACAACUCACAACUGGUAUCCUGAUCAUCUUGAGAGCUCUGAAUGCUUAUUCGCUCGGAUGUCCAGGAUGCAAGCAUGGAGGAGCACACUGUUGUAUUUAUGACUGAUCUAGAUGAGUUUUACCAUUUUGUCUCACUUUAGGGUCUUGUAGGGUGUUUUAACCGUCUUGUUGUUUAGUUGGUGUUACAAAGAUAGCUGGCUCAUUCCACCUCGGCAGUUUCCAGAGUCCCUUUUUUGUCUUUGUUUCAGCAGUCCAAUAUCCAAUUUAAUUUGUUCAUCAGCUGUUAUAGAUGUUCUUAUAGUAUACUCUCUGAAAUGAUAAUAUUUACAUCGUCAUACGAGUUUUUUGUUCUUCUGCC
Oryza sativa Japonica Group (Japanese rice) is the source of this 2624-nucleotide messenger RNA. The record is from RefSeq and is a predicted model, not a curated record. Lineage: Eukaryota; Viridiplantae; Streptophyta; Magnoliopsida; Poales; Poaceae.